CUCGUCCCACACCACGAUCUGGGGAGCAGGGAUGGAUCAGGGCUCUGUGGGUGCCCUGCUGCCAGCUGUCUGUGGGGCCAGGGCUACGCUCCCAGCCUUCCUUUGCUUCCUGCACCUUCCAGAGGCCGGAGGAUGGCCUGCGGCACUGGAUCAUCACGGCUCUGCGUAGGACAGGAGGACAGGAGCUGUGCCCAGGGGGAAGCUGGGGGUCCGCACUGCUCUCCUUCUGUGCUUACUGGGAACGAAUGCUGAGCCCGGAGGUAGCGUGGCCAGCAGCUCUCGGGCAGAGCUUUUAUAGGCUCCAGAUAGAGACAGGGCAGGAGAGCAUUACAGAAAGCCCUAACUCAGCACACGGCAGGAGGAGGGACUGGCUGAACAAAGGCAACGCUGCGGGGGAGCAAUGAGCUCGGGGACACCACAGCUCUGCUCCCAGCACACCAGGCUGUGACAUGACCCAGGCUCUGUGCAUGUCCCCCAGCCAUGCCCUCCACCUGCCCCAGGCACAGAGCACAGAGCUGGAACAGUAGCAUGGCAAAGCUAGGGGCCGAUUUGUAAAGGCAUUAUAGGGACCUAGUGGUGCAGAUGAAGAUUUAUGGAUCCUAUCUCUGUGCUCAGGGACCUGGGAAGAGCCCACAGAAUCUACAUUGUACCUAAAUACCUUCUGCUUUUGCUCAUAGUGACCCCCUCCUACUGCAUAAUCCUGGGGCAGCAUUGGGGAGAGAACACCCCUAUAGCUGCAGGAACAGCCCUAUGGCUGCAAGCUGGGAAGAAAAGCAGGAGCAGGACAAAAGGAGUUGGAUCUGCAGGGUGGUGGAGGCUGGAUAUCAGCACUCAGAAGGCAUCAGCACAGCAGUGCGGUUAAGAAAACACCUGGCUCUAAGAGGAAGAAAUAGAAUAAGCUUAAAAUAGAAAGGUGUCUAACAACCAUGAAAAUGAAUGCAAAUUGAAAGCCAAGAGUCAUGAAAACUGUCCACCAUGACGGUAAGGAAGUGGACCCUGGGGAGAGCUCAGAGCAGCAGCAAUGCAGCACAUCCAGCAGUGCAACAGGGGACAGCAUGGUCGAUAAGGAGAGAAGAAGAGAUCGAUGAGUGCUUUUUAUUUGGUAUUUUAGGAAACGUCCCAGGUGGUGCUGCUGAAAUCGCACCACUGUGAAUUAACACUUUGCCCUCGAGGGGAACGAAAGCAGCAGCUUCUGAAUGAGGGCUGUGGGCUCACCGAAUGCACGGCUAUGGGUGAUUUACUUUGUCCGUGCUGGAAAGCCCAAACUGAUGCUGCUGAGGGUUUGAUGGGACUGCAGGCUCCCAGCAGGCACAGGAGAGCGGCUGCUGGCAGGGUGCUCCCAGGUGCCCCCCCUUCACCCCCUCUGCCUGCCUCCCAGCAGCUGACACAGCACUGCUGCACCGAGGUGGGAUUUGCUCCCAUGCAGCACAUUGAGAGGAGAACAAGGAAUGGUACAAAUGAGCAUAGCACGUGUUCAAUGUGCUGAAAACUGGCUGUCGAGUGGGGAUGGACACAGUAGGCACAGGGAGCAGGGGCUGCCAGCUGUGGCAUCCUUAGAGGAGAAUGCUGCUUUUAUGGACUAAGACAUACCAGAAAAUGCCUGCUUUGACCACACAUCACUUGUGGAAAAAAAAAAAAAAAAUUAAAAAGCAAACACAAAAGCAAUGCUCAAAGCAUUUCACAAUCUUGCAUUCUUUUUUACAGUCUUGCAUUCUCGCAACUCAGUUCCUUGGCGCUGCCCAAGACCGUGGGAGGUCUGUGUAGGUAUGGAGGGAUGUUUAGAGCAAGACAGGUAGUGCUCAGGGAAAAAAUGAGGAAGCAGAGGGUCAGGCUGCUCAGUGCACAGCUGGGUAUGCCCAAGGUGCUGGGACAGAAACCUGCAGGGCCAGAGAGAUGGGGCUGGGAGCCCUGCCUGGUCCCACCGGCUGGGCCUGGGGGCAGCCACAGGCUGGUGUACAAUGCCCAGCAGCAGCAGCAGUGCUGGAGCCAGGUGCUGGUGGGCUCCAGGGGUAUAUAUGCCCUGUGCGGGGCCGUGGUGUCGGCGUGUGGCAAAGUGGCGCGGUCAGGUCUUCUGUUGUGCCUCUGGAUAAAGGAAAGUGCUGGGUUCAGCGGCUGGGCACAGGGCCGGGGAGAGGCUUCCAGCUCGCCCAGAGCUUUGCAGGAUGUGAUGACUGGGCGGCCGCACAGACACUGAUGAGCUGGCACUUCCAUUGUGUACCCGCCUGCGCUCUGCCCUUGCCAGGCUAUAAAGUGGGGGCCCCGCUGCACCCCGAAACACAAGCCUGCUCCCUCCAACAAGAAGCAGCAGCUGCCCAGGUAAGAGGAGAAAGUCCCCGGGCGGUGGCACUUGCUCCAGCCAGUCCCAAGGGGGGGAGAGGAAAAUGCGGGUUUUCGGCUCUGCCCAUGCUGUGCCCACCAUUCCUGGAGCACCCUGACCCAGCACGGUACUGGGGGGUGCAAGGAGGAUCCCACUCCCCCUGGAACUCCCUAUUGUGGUGCCACCAAUGGGGUGCCCACUGCAGGUCACGCCAAAGCAGGGCUGUCUCCUCCCACCCCACCACCUAUCGGUGGCCCCAGGGCUGUCCCACUGCCUGCUGUGCUCCCACGCACGCCUGUGCAGGAUGACCCCAGGGAGCUCCGGACCCGAGCUGACCACCGCGAUGUCUGAGACCACAAAAACCGCUGCUCCCGGCCAGGCUGCGGAGGACAAGGAGAAGGCGGCCCCGGCACCAGCUCCAUCCUCCGACCCCACUCCUGUCACCAACAGCAAAGGGGAAGAGCCCUCCACAGAAGCUUUCAGGAUUGUCAUCUUCGAGCAGGAGAAUUUCCAGGGCAGGCAGAUGGAGUUCACCAGUGAGUGCCUGAACCUGGCAGACUGCGGGUUCGAUAGAGUGCGCAGUGUCAUCGUCAGCUCCGGACCCUGGGUGGCCUAUGAACAAGCCAACAUGCGCGGGGAGAUGUUCAUCCUGGAGAAGGGCGAGUACCCACGUUGGGACACCUGGUCCAGCAGCUACCGCAGCGACUGCUUCAUGUCCAUGCGUCCCAUCCGAAUGGAGGCCGAGGACCACAAGAUCUCCCUGUACGAGUCCGCUGACUUCAAGGGCAACAAGAUGGACAUCCAGGAGGACGACGUGCCCAGCCUCUGGGCUUAUGGCUUCUGCGACCGCGUGGGCAGCGUGAAGGUGCCCAGCGGAACCUGGGUCGGGUAUCAGUACCCCGGGUACCGCGGCUACCAGUACCUCUUUGAGACCGGGGACUUCAGGCACUGGAACGAGUGGUGCGCCUUCCAGCCCCAGAUCCAGUCCAUCCGCCGCAUCCGGGACAUGCAGUGGGACCAGAAGGGCACCUUUGUCACCCCCGAGGCGCCCUCCAACUGAGCGCGGCCCCGCGCCCGCCCCGCGCUCCCCCUGCACUAUCCGUGUCUACCGACCGCGCCACCGCCGCCGCCGCGUGUACUCGACGUUGUGAGGCAAAUUAAAAAAAAAAUCAGACGAUGGAGCUGCCUCCUGCGUGCGUCCCAGGACGCGCUCCGUCGCCCGGUUUCCCUUUGCUCCCAUUCCGCUCGGGCUCGUCUUCCGUUCCCUCCCUGCAAACCUCAAAGUGAGACCCCCCCUCCCCCCAGGGGCAGCCCCUGCAUUCCCCCACCCCUCUGUUGGGCACCGUGCGUGCAGCACUGCCUGGAGCCGUGCACGCAGCUCUGCUUGGAACCAUGCGUGCAACGCUACCCUGACCGCAAGAUCUGUGCGCGCAGCACACGGACGGGACGGGACGGGCGUGCAAGGAGCGCAGCGCUGCAGUCGUGGCCUCGGCAGCGUGCACGCGCCGCUCCCCGCGUGCCGUUUGCACAACC
Molecule: messenger RNA, 3850 nt
Organism: Phasianus colchicus (ring-necked pheasant)
Lineage: Eukaryota; Metazoa; Chordata; Aves; Galliformes; Phasianidae
Gene: CRYBB1
Product: crystallin beta B1
Biological process (GO): lens development in camera-type eye; visual perception
Molecular function (GO): structural constituent of eye lens
Source: RefSeq, a predicted model, not a curated record